GGGCAAGUGGCAGAAGUUGCUUCAACCUAAUUGUCUUUCUCUACUCGUACUGUCCUCAAAUGACUUUCUCUCUGUCUCAACUCUCCCCUCCCUCCCUCCCUCCUCUGCUUCUCUCUAGCUCUGCCCAGUCUCUGUCUCCGUCUGUAACUGUAGCCUGUGUUUUUCUCUCCCUCCCACUCCCUGCGACGUAUAGAUACUGCAUUGAUCAGACACACGCGCGCAGACACAUGCACACACACGCACACAACUGAGCCUCCCACUCCUUUCAUCAUUGAUUCGCUCUGCUCUGCUUUCUUUCUCUCUCUCUCUCUCCCCAUUCUCUUUCUCCCCCUCUUCUCUCGCGCUCUCUCUCUCUCUCUCUCUCUUUCUCUCUCUCUAUCUCUCUGUCUCUCUCUCUCUACAGCGGCACUUGUUGAAUUCAACCCUUGGAGAAUAGAGAGAGGGGAGAGAAACAGAGAGAGAUAAUGACAGGGAGGCAGAGGGAGGCUUUGAGACAGCGCUAGAACAGACAGUGAGCAGAGAGAAUGGGGCUUUGGAGGAUAUAGAGGUAAAAGAAGAAGAAGAAGAAGACUGGGUGAAGACAGACAAGGAAAAGUCAGACAGCAGAGAGAAUCAUCUUUGAGACAGUGGGAAUGACACUUUAAGUGAAAAGAGAGAGUCGACCAGACGGAGUACAUCAGAGUGCUCUCCUUCCAUCUCUAACUACUCCUCUUCUGUCCUGGUCCUGACUGCUGCUGCUGGUGUGUUUGUGUGUGCCCAAGGCUCCAUGGUGUGUUUUAACCAGAAGACUGGCUUACACAGGUCAGAACUGUCUGGGAUAACAAUUCUCUCAAUUUUCCCUUCUCGCUUCUCUACCUCCCUGUGGCAUGUCUUUUCAUCUUUCACGCAUUUUCUAUUCACUCCUUUCUUCAUCACUGCAUUUGUCUUCUCCAACGCGUUCUCCAUGCUUUCUUCUUUCCUUCUUACUUUCUUUUUUUUUAAUAGAUGCCUCUCUCAGUGGCGGAGUCUGCAGUGAAUAUCUAAAACCCCAUCUUCCUCUUCCUCUGCGGCCAACAUGUCCCAGCUGCUCCAUGUGGAGAUCCCGAACUUUGGAGCCACAGUUUUGGGCUCCCUGAAUGAGCAGCGCCUGCUGGGACACUACUGCGAUGUAUCCAUCCUGGUCAAAGGUCAGGCUUUCAAAGCCCACCGGGCCGUUUUGGCUGCCAGCAGCCUCUACUUUCGUGACCUCUUCAGCAGCUCCACCAAGACCCAGUUUGAGUUGCCCUCCUCAGUCACACCUGCUUGCUUUGAGCAGAUCCUCACUUUCUGCUAUACAGGGAAACUCACAAUGGCAGCUAGUGAACAGCUGGUGGUCAUGUACACAGCUGGCUACCUCCAAAUUCAGCAUAUAGUUGAAAGAGGCAUGGACCUAAUGUUCAAGGCGAACUCACCUCACUGUGACUCGCAAACAGCAGGGUCUUUAGAGGAAACCGGAUCCGAGCCACAGAGUCCUUGUAAUAAUGGUAACGGACUAGCAGUGGCUGCCCUUUUGGGAACCCCAGGGUGGUCUCCAUCCUUACUCAUGCCGCAACGUAAAAUCAAACUAGAAGGGGACCCGACGCCUCUGACAAUACCCUCGACACAAAGCAAGAUUUCGUCUUCGGAGUUGGGGAGUCGACUGGCGAGGGCUAGUUCGCUGUUUUACUCAACGGCUGGUGGGGCCACCAUCCCUGGUAUGCCUUCCUACCACCUUCACGGGGCCGGUGGAGGUGGAGCAGGAGGAGGAGUUGAAAGGUCCAGCCCUGGAGCAUCCAGCCUGCCAACCACAGACAGUCCUACGUCCUACCAGAAUGAAGAUGAAGAGUUUGAAGAAGAGCCCUAUGAUGGGAUCACAGAGGAUGCCUACAGUCAUCUCUAUGGACGUUCAGCUAACCCCUACGGGAUCCAGGACAAGCCAGAGAUGGCAGCGGUGCCCUUGGCCUUGGAGAACCGCAACUGUGUGCUGAUCCGCAGGGACCUGGUGGCGCUGCCUGCAAGCCUCAUCAGCCAGAUAGGCUACCGCUGCCACCCUAAGCUCUACUCUGAGGGGGACCCUGGGGAGAAGCUGGAAUUGGUAGCUGGUACACAGGUGUUCAUGACUCGAGGCCAGCUGAUGAACUGUCAUCUAUGUGCUGGUAUCAAACACAAAGUCUUGCUCCGCCGUCUGCUAGCCACGUUCUUUGAUAGAAACACUUUAGCCAAUAGCUGUGGGACAGGUAUCCGUUCCUCCACUAGUGACCCCAGUAGGAAACCCCUGGACAGCAGGGUCCUCAACGCUGUCAAACUCUACUGUCAAAAUUUCAACCCUAACUUCAAGGAGAGUGAAAUGAAUGUGAUUGCUGCUGACAUGUGCACAAAUGCAAGGCGUGUCCGUAAACGAUGGUUGCCCAAGAUCAAGUCCAUGCUGCCUGAUGGCAUGGAGGUCUACCGUGCAGGAAUGGGCAUGGGUGCUGCUGUGGGUCUUGGCCUGGCACUGGGUGCCCCUCAAUCAGGGGUACCCCUCCCCUUCGAGCCUGACUUCAAGACCCUAGAGCAAAGGUUGUAUCCAGAUCGCAAGGACCCUCUCAGGACUCACCCACCGCUGACAGAGGGCAGCCCUGGCUCUGGGGCUGCCGGAGCAGAGGCCGAAGGUGAAGGUGAAGGAGUCGUCCAGGAGGAACAGGAAGAAGAUGAGGAUGAAGCUGCGUUAGAAGGUGUAGAUGGAUCACUGGGGGCGCCAACUUUGAUCCCAGGAGCUGAGGCAGGCAAUUGUGGUGACACGCCGCCUGAACAGGAAGUGGAAAGUUUUGGACAAGGUCUGAGAGUGAACGGACAGUGAAUGUCCCUUGGGCUGCCUCUCACAUUGUGAAAUCUGUUUAACACCGCAUUUUCUUUUGCUUGCUCUCUUACUCUAACAUCUCGUCCACCACUCUUCCUUCUCCUCUGUGCUUCCUCAACGGGAACUAUUCAGCACAAAACGCCGCGCUCGUAGGUCUUACCAUACAGGAAUUUGUCACACAUGCAUGCGCACACGUGUGCUUGUGUACACGCUAAUUACUGAUAGUGGAUAUAGAACAGCGAUAGUAGAAGUAGACACAGGCAUGGCAUUCGCAAAAUUGAGAAAAUCAACCCUUUCUGCUCCACCCUUUCUUCAUAUAUUCUGUAUUUACUUAGUCUUUCAGUACCCGCGGCAAUAUUACAAAGGUCUGAUAGCAGAACAAAUGGCUGUAAUGAUUCAUCAUUUCAGUGCAAUACAAAAGCAACAGCUGCUUUGCUGGCAGUUUAUGGAGUGUGGUAUAAUGUUUUGUAAAAUGAUUCCGUUUUCUUGGAAAGCUGCAUCUGAAAAUAACCCAUGUAACCUUGGGAAAAACAGAUGAGAGAAACACAGCUCGCUUAAAGAGCAGCUUAUUUUGCAGUGUUUGACCACUUUACAUCAUAUUGUUGUAUGAUAAAAAUGUAUGCAUAUAUAUAACAAAGAAUGUAUUAUAAUUAAGGAUCAAGUACUGUAUUAGCACCAUUAAACAAAACCAUUAUUUUUUUCUAAAAAAAAAAGCAUGUGUUUUUAUGAUAAAGAGGAGGAAAAGUUGUUUUUUUUCUGCAAAGCCUAAAGACUUCCACACAAUCUAACAAAUAAUCUAUCACAUGGGGUUGUUUUUUCAUGCAUAUUUGCCCGUGACAUAUUGGAUUAGAUUGUCAAUGUGAUGCCUGUGUCUGCUCCAGACCGCCCCCCCCCCUCCCAACCAUACAUGCAGAUACACACAAACACAAGUGCACACAUUUCUCAUCAGACGAUACUAGCCUUUAAUAUCUGCACCAAUGCAUUAAAAAUACACUGUCCAAGUAAAAAAAAAAGAAAAAAGAAAAAAAAAAAGAAGUAACAAUGCUUUUUAACUUUUGAGAAAAAAAAAUCCUUUUAAAUUACAUCAUGCCGUCUUGGAAAUACAGAGAGAGACAUGAACAAGAACACAACAGCUUGCAUGCAUGAAUACUAACAAUGGAUACAGAGAAUUAUUGAAAACGACAACAAAGCCACAACCCUGCAUCUAAAUAAGAAAACAGCUACUGUUGCCUCGACAUAUACCAUUAUUACGCAAAAGGACCUUUUAUCCCACUUCUCACUGGGAUCUGACCUCAGUCUGACACAUGUCAGAACUGACCUGGGUGUGACCCAGGAUUGACUGUGUUUGACACAGUAUUGAUUGGAUUUUUUUUUUUUUUUAACUACGGAGUGUGCUGUCACCACAGGUAGAGAAGUCUGAAUAUAUGGAGUAGUAAGAGGAAGUGCACUACACUGAGUGGCAGAAGGAAACAUGUCAGAGAGAAGCACUGUUUCACCUUGAUGUGGUGGUGUGAUUGGCACCAAGACUACAUAGUCCUGCUUCCAUCCUUUUUGUUUUGUUUAGUUUUUUAGUUUUUUGUUGUUUUUUUUUGCCUGGGGGGUUGGGGGGGUAAAUUAUUAAAUAAAACUUAAGAGCAUAAGAGCAAUUUCUGUUGGCUUAUUGCAUUUGCACGCGAAAAAAAAAGGUUAAAGGGUGGGAAACAAAGAUGUUUGGCAAAAUGUGACUGUACUAAAGAAUUUCCUCCACAACAACCUGAUAAGUUAUUUUUAAUUUGGGGAUUGUGGGUUUGGAAGGAAAAAACUGGAGUGAGGCAGCAAGUCAAACAAGGACUUAAACCUGUAUUUAUCAUACUCAUUUAUGACAUCUGUUUUCCACACACACACACACACACACACACAUAGGGGUCCAAAACAGCCUACUUUUUUGUUGUUUUGUGCAUUGAUUUUAGGAAAUACACUGUUAUGUUUUCUUCUGUUUUCUGGGAUUUCUCGAUCAGUGUCAAAGCACAUUUAAUCAUCAAGUUCAGACCAUCAAAUUUAGAUGAGUGAAUGAACCCCAAAGUUAUUCUAAGCCACAAGUUUUGUUAAAGCGUAGCUAUAUAUGAAGAAAAAACUAAAUUUGUCCGAUUUUUUUUUUUCCUCUGCAGAAAUUGAUGGCAAAAGAAACAAACAGAAACACAGAAUAUGCCCCUGAUAGAUUUAAUCUGUCUGUUUGCCACUUGAAAAGUUUGGCCAGAUUAUUCUUGUGUUUUAUGCAUCUUGUUUCGGACUCUUGCACAAGAAACAUGGGGUUAUAAUUGCACUAGGUAAUAAUAAAGAUGUUUACAGUAUCCUUUUUUUUUUUUUUUUUGGAAGAAAUGUGAUCUGCCAUAGAUAAAACAUGUCCUUGAAAGAAUGGCUGAGAUGAUGAAUGUAAACUGUAGCACUGCUUUGGUGGGGGGGUGGGGGUCCAAAGCUUAACCGAUUAUGGCAAAAUACUUUUUAUAUACCUAACUUUUCCUUCAAUUGUAUGCUCUUAAAAAUGGGCUAUAAUAUAAAAUAAUUUGACUGUGAGGCUGGGUGAUCUUCUAACCUAAAGCUUUUUGUGAUUUUGUGAUUUGUAAACUGAUGUGAAUAGGUCUUCCAGUGUGGUGAACACCAGGGAGCAUUUCCCUAAUGUACAGAAAACUGAGCGAAGUUCAAGUACAGGCUUUCAUUACUCUGUUUAUUCUGUUUUUAUCCCAACAAGCUCCUCAUUUUUUAAAAUAUUUUGGCACUUGUAUGUCUGUAAAAACUCAGAGAUCUUGAACUUUGCUGUAAAGAUAUACUUAAAGUACUUAAAAUUAUUUCUUUAUCAUUAUCAUUCAUUUUUAAUUUAUUAAGCUUCAGUUGAUCUUGUAAAAAAAAUAAUAAAAUAAAGAUAUUAAGUUGUUUAUUACUGGACUUUUUAGAGGAUCACCUGCACUUCUGAUUUUCAGUCUACCCAAAAUGCAUAUGUAUACUAUUUUGGAAAUAAACUAAAUUUUUAUUUUGUUAGAUUACAAAAUAAUUUAAUGAACCUGGCAUCCAAAAAUUAAAACCUGUGUACACUAUUAUUAAACUGUGUAAUAAAUAUAACAUAUACAUUAAUUCUAAUGUUCGCUCUUUGUAUUUUCAUGCACAAUAAGUCUAUGCUUUUCGAUAUGUUAUCAAACACGCAGCAUUGUGCAUGGCCACCACUUUAACUUAGAGAAAUUUGAUAUGAACUAAAACAAAGUGGAAAAUACUAUAGGGUGGGAAAGAUUGAUAAACUCCACUGUAGUGAUAAAGCGGUGUGGAGCAGUGCCUUAGACUGUGACUGUGUGGGUGUGGAUCUUCAGACAUGAAUAACUCAAAGUACCUGAAGGGGUAGAUAGACCGAUUCUUUACUUAAUUUUACUAAAAUUGAUCUCCAAAAACAUUUGCUCAGCAUAACGUAUGUAAUAUUUUAUUCACUCGUUUUCUUAUGUUUGCCAUAAUCUUUUUCUUUUAAGUGUGCACUAGCCCAAUUACAGAUGCAUUCAACAGUCAAUCAGACAGCCCAAAAAAGUACAGAAAUAAUUAAUAAUAAAUCUGUUGUAGUCAAAUCUGUUUUUGAGAGACUUUACUUUGGAAUAGUCCUCACAAAACAAUCACACAUUUUGCUUUUAUUUUCCCUUUGAUGCAUUCACAUUUCAGCUUUUUCACAUUACUGCAAGAUAUGUCUGACUCUCACCUGGCUUGAACAAAAAAACCCACCAACCUUCAUAGGAAAAACUUUUGGCUUCUCUUCUGCUUAGGUUAUUUUUUUCCUUGUGCAGGGUGAUUUUGAACGUGGAUGAUGUUGCACUAUACUGUUAACUGAGAAAUUCUCAGAGAAUGUCAUGGCUAACCCUUUGGAGCUCUAUUGUAGGUGGCUGAAAGAAAAUGUCCUGUAAAAUGUAAUCUUCUGUAUUUUUUUUUUUCAUAUAUCUUUUAGAUUGAAACCAGUGUCUCCUUUAAAGCAAACUCUGUAGUUGAGUUUUUUGUUUUGUUUUUAUUUAGUGCCAGAAUUUUGUCUUUUGCAAUAUCUGCCACUCACCUGAAUUAUCAUUGAAAGUGACUAGAUUAGAGAUAGGAUGGGAUCUUUGCAAAGGAAUUGUUACUUACUUUCGAAAAAUUUACAUAGUGCUCUGUUCAACCUUCAUUACUGUCAAACUAAUGGGCACAGUAGUCUUUGUUCCACUGAGUGGUUUGAAAACAAUACAUUUAUAUGCAAAGAGACACUUGUAUCAUAAAAUGCAUGCCAUUCAGACUCUCACUCUAACCCAAUGAAACCUCUGAUCUUUAUGCACCAUGUAUUUUAUGCUGAAUAACUGUUGUCACUGUUAGCAAACAAAGACUGUGGAGUCUUGCAAUGAUAUGGGUUGUAUUUUUAUCACACACCCUGGCCUUUUAUUGAAUGUUUUAGGUAAAGUUUAACCUAUUAUAAUAAAGACAGCAAAGUAGUGGAAAAAGAGUGGAAUACAUUGACUAACUACCCAGUUGAGUGUGCAUUUGAACCUUCAGCAGACUCCGAAAAAAUGCACUAAAAGUUUGUAUGUGUAUGUAUGUGUCCUUGAACUUAAUGCCAGCACUUUAGACAAACGAAAGAGAAACCGAAAAGGGUGACAGAGGGUAAGGCGAAUGAGGGGAAAACGCAACUUUUAAAGCCAUGUGUUCAGAGCGCUGACAAUCAGAAUAGGGAUGAGACCCAAAGUGCAUUAUGGGAGAUCUGACAUGACUUGCUGUGCUCUUGCUGUUUGCUUUGUCUUUCUCCAGCUUGCUUUGGUCUGUGCUAGCUUACUUUCCAGAGUGGAGGGGACAUAGUGAUGUUAACUCCAGCCUUCUUGGUUAUAAGUGUGUAUCUCUGCAACAAGGACUGACGGAUAUUUGACUGAUACCUUGGUGCUUCGUGAAAAACAGAGCUGUCCCAUGUUGACAUGGACCAUAUCUGUAAUGCUCUGGUAAGCGUGGGCCGAACUUGGUCCUAAGUCUGGGCUUAUUGGUAACCUCUCAAUGGACAACAGUCCAUAUGAAAAAAAAAAAAGAGGAACUUAUCAUGCGUCCCUACACUUUGAUCAUGGUAACGUUCUUCACUAUCAACAGGGCUUGGACCAGGAAAACUGGGAUGGGACAAUUUCAGUGUUGAUACUUGCUUUAUGUUUUAAAUGAAAAAUGUUAAAAUGUUUAUGCGCCUUCUGACUCAAGCAUCAAUAAUAUAUACAACGAAAAUGCAAGUUGCCACUUUUGAUGUUGCAUAAGAAUCUACCUUUCAUUCCCAUCAUGGUAUUUGCCAUCACCAGUUUCAGUUGUGUAGUCCAAGAGUACCUGAUUUCUUUAAAUGCAAUACAGAAAAAUCUGCUUUCUAAUAAAAGUCCUUACUUCACCAUA
This is a messenger RNA of Larimichthys crocea (large yellow croaker), 8224 nucleotides long. It is a transcript of the gene nacc2, whose product is annotated as NACC family member 2. NCBI's taxonomy places the organism in Eukaryota, Metazoa, Chordata, Actinopteri, Sciaenidae. The record is from RefSeq and is a predicted model, not a curated record. The transcript is spliced from 7 exons. Bases 1055 to 2836 code for a protein of 593 amino acids. Gene Ontology annotation, molecular function: RNA polymerase II cis-regulatory region sequence-specific DNA binding; protein binding; DNA-binding transcription factor activity, RNA polymerase II-specific. Gene Ontology annotation, biological process: regulation of transcription by RNA polymerase II.